Messenger RNA from Oncorhynchus masou masou (cherry salmon), 3967 nucleotides. RefSeq names its product zinc finger protein OZF-like. Lineage: Eukaryota; Metazoa; Chordata; Actinopteri; Salmoniformes; Salmonidae. The record is from RefSeq and is a predicted model, not a curated record. The transcript is spliced from 5 exons. The coding region runs from base 229 to 1839 and encodes 536 amino acids.
CAUCAUUCUUCAGAAUAGAGGAUACGUCAGAAUUGUGCAGCCGAGACGACAACUUCUGUGUCGCUUUCAAAUGUAUUACUACUGAUUAAGUCUGAGGCCGGUAACAUCAACAGUGAGGACAAACCCAACUUGCCUCUCUCCUUCCACACUCCAAACCACAGUCCAAACCUACAGUCACUGGGUCCAGAUUGUGACAGUGGAGCCCAGUUUGCACUGCAGGAUCCAGAGAUGGCAUCAGUGAAGCUGGAAGACUGCAGUCAAACACUGGAGCUGAAUGUCAACAUUAAAGAUGAAGAAGAGGAGGAGGAGAUUGGAAUAUCUGUUUCUCAUGGUAUGAGGCCGGUAACAUCAACACUGAGGACAAACUCAGCCUGCCUCUCUCCUUCCAAACUGAGUCCAAACCUACAGUCACUGGGUCCUGAUUGUGACAGUGGAGCCCAGUUUGCACUGCAGGAUCCAGAGAUGGCAUCAGUGAAGCUGGAAGACUGCAGUCAAACACUGGAGCUGAAUGUCAACAUUAAAGAUGAAGAAGAGGAGGAGAAGAUUGGGAAAUCUGUUACUCAUGUGAGUCCAAACCUACAGUCACUGGGUCCUGAUUGUGACAGUGGAGCCCAGUUUACACUGCAGGAUCCAGAGAUGGCAUCAGUGAAGCUGGAAGACUGCAGUCAAACACUGGAGCUGAAUGUCAACAUUAAAGAUGAAGAAGAGGAGGAGGAGAUUGGGAAAUCUGUUAAUCAUGGAGACCAUGUUGAGACAUUCUCUACAUCCAGAGAGCAACAGCAGAAAGAUCACAGAGCUAAGAGGUCUCACCCCUGCCCACAUUGUGAGGAAAUAUUCCCAUUUCUAUCAAAGCUAAAAAUACACCUAAAAAUACACACAGGAGAGAAUCGGUAUUCCUAUACUGACAGUGGGAAGAAUUUCACAACAUCCAAGGAUCUGACAGUUCAUCAGAGAGUGCAUACAGGAGAGAAGCUGUUCUCCUGCUCUGACUGUGUAAAAUGCUUCACAACAUCAGCUAGACUAAAAGUUCAUCAGAGAACACACACAGGAGAGAAGCCUUACUUCUGCUCUGACUGUGCGGCGAGUUUCUCUCUACUGUGCAACUUAAAACGUCAUGAACGUAUACACACAGGAGAGAAGCUUUACUCCUGCUCUGACUGUAAGGCGAGUUUCUCUCUACUGUGCAACUUAAAACGACAUGAACGUAUACACACAGGAGAGAAGCCUUAUUCCUGCUCUGAUUGUGGAAACAGUUAUUCUCUACUGGGCCACUUAAAAAGACACCAACAUAUACAUACAGGAGAGAAGCCUUACUCCUGCUCUGACUGUGGAAAGAGUUUCUCUCGACUGGGCCACUUAAAAACACAUAAACAUAUACAUACAGGAGAGAAGCCUUACUCCUGCUCUGACUGUGUAAAAUGCUUCAUAACAUCAACUGAGCUAAAAGUUCAUAAGAGAACACACACAGGAGAGAAGCCUUACUCCUGCUCUUAUUGUGUAAAAUGCUUCACAACAUCAACUAGGCUAAAAGUUCAUAAGAGAACACACACAGGAGAGAAGCCUUACAUCUGCUCUAACUGUGCGGCAAGUUUCUCUCUACUGUGCCACUUAAAACGACAUGAAAGUAUACAUACAGGGGUGAAGCCUUACUCCUGCUCUGACUGUGCGGCGAGUUUCUCUCUACUGUGCAACUUAAAACGACAUGAACGAAUACACACAGGAGAGAAGCCUUAUCACUGCACUGACUGUGAGAAGAGAUUCUACAGAUUGGGCCAUUUAAAAAGACACCAAUGUGUACAUAAAGGAGAGAAGCCUAAUCAGCUCUCUCAGACCAGCUAAGAUUAGACACUCCACUUAAUUCUCAUCUCAUAAAAUAAUUGGCAACGUUGAAUUGGAUCAAAUGAAGAAAGUGUAGAACACUCUAUUGUUGUCCUAUUGUUUCUCAAUGUGAUAGAACUGUACAGAGGAAAUGGAGCAUUAUAGAAUGUUAACCUCUCUUUACUUUACUGAUCAGUGUGCACCUUGUCAGUUUUGGUGUGUUUUGUUAGCUUCUACUGUAAAGAUGUUGAUAUGACCUUGGAUUUGCCCUUAGGGUUGAAUAUCCUCUGUGAGGCGUCUCACAAUGGAGUCUGAUGGUUAACUGGGUGGGACUGCUUCCCUCUACAGUUUUCUGUGGGAAUGAGCUAGUAGACACAACAUACACUGAGUGUACAAAACAUUAAGGACACCUGCUCUUUCCAUGACCAGCUGAACCCAGGUGAAAGUUAUGGUCCUUAAUGAUUUAGUUGUUGUGUAUUUGUUAUGGAUCUCCAUUAGCUUUCAACAAACAAACAAAACUGCCGUUGCAGUGGGCUAAGGAAUGAAAACACUGGAAAGUUGGAAACCUACUGCCUGGUCUGAUGAAUCCCUCUUCCUGCUGUUUCAUGCUGAUGGGAAGACUGGGGUAUGGAGGAAACCACAAGUACAUACAUCCAGUGGUGGAAAAAGUACCUAACUGUCAGACUGAGUGAAAGUAGUGAUACCUUAAUAGAAAAUUACUCAAAUAAAAGUGAGUCACCCAUUAAAAUACCACUUGAGUAAAAGUAUUUGGUUGUAAAUAUACUUAAGUAUCAAAAGUAAAAGUAUGAAUAAUUUCAAAUUCCUGAAAUUAAGCAAACCAGAUGGAACAAUUGUCUUGUUUAAAAAAAAAUAUUACAGAUAGCCAGGGGCAGACUCCAACACUGACAUCAUUUACAAACGAAGCAUUUGUGAUUAGUGAGUCUGCCAGAUCAGAGGCAGUAGGGAUGACUAGGAUGUUAUCUUGAUAACUGUGUGAAUUGGACCAUUUUCUGUCCUGCUAAUCAUAAAAAUGUAACGAGUACUUUUGGGUGUCAGGGAAAAUGUAUGGAGUAAAAAGAAAAUUAUUUUCUUUAGGAAUAUAGUGAAAUAAAAGUUGUCAACAAUAUAAAUAGUAAAGUACAGAUACCCCCCCAAAACUGCUAAAUUAGUUUAGAUAAUUUUUGCUUCAGUACUUUACACCACUGCAUGCAUCCAUGCCGUGUGUCAGCAUUACAGGCUGGUGGUGUGAUGGUUGGGGUGUGUUUUCAGGGCACACAUUGGGCCUCUUGAUAAAAGUUGAGCAAUGUUUGAAUGUCACAGGAUAUCUAAACAUCAUUGCCAAUCAGGUGCCUCCCUUCAUGGCAGCAGUGUAUCCAUCUGCAAAUAGAUUUCUUCAGCAGGAUUAUGCCACAGGGCUUGUCCAGGAAUGAUUCCAAGAACAUGACAGUGAAUUCAGUUUACUGCAGUGGCCUGACGAGUCACCAGAUCUCAAUCCAAUUGUGCAUCUGUAGGAGGAGAUGGAAGGAGCUAUUCAGAGUAGAGAUCCACUCCCAGCCAACUUGACACAAUUGUGGGAAGCAUUGGAGUCAACAUGGGCCAGCAUCCCUGUGGAACACCUUCAACACCUUGUAGAGUCUAUGCCCCGAUGAAUUGAGGCUGUUCUGAGGACAGGGGGGGGGGGACUCAAUAUUAGGAAUGUGUUCCUAAUGUUUGUGCACUCAGUGUAUAUCAGAUAAAGAUGGCUUAAUCAGUUCUCAGCAUUAUUUUCGGUGUAUUAUUUUAUUACUAAGCUUUUGUUUAUUGAUAAACAGGGAAUGAAUCAACUGUUUAUUAAAUUGUAUUUUAAUACUUGAUUCAUUAUUGUAGUCAUUGAUGAUGAAUGUAUUUGAAUAACUGUGUUGAAGUUGAUUGAUCUGGCGGCAGGUAGCCUAGCGGUUAAGAGUGUUGGGCCAGUAACUGAAAGGUCACUGGUUUGAAUCCCGAGCCGACUUGGUGAAAAAUCUGUCAAGGCAAUUAACCCUUAUUUGUCCUGUAAGUCGCUCUGGAUAAGAACAUCUGCUAAAUGACAAGAAUGUAAUGAAAAAUUGUUUGUACAUACAUUUUUUCUCUCUUGUGUAUAAUUAAAUGAAAUAAACUCUUCUAAAACAUC